Odobenus rosmarus divergens (Pacific walrus) is the source of this 802-nucleotide messenger RNA. It is a transcript of the gene CNRIP1, whose product is annotated as cannabinoid receptor interacting protein 1. Lineage: Eukaryota; Metazoa; Chordata; Mammalia; Carnivora; Odobenidae. The record is from RefSeq and is a predicted model, not a curated record. The transcript is spliced from 3 exons. The coding region runs from base 1 to 495 and encodes 164 amino acids. Gene Ontology annotation, molecular function: type 1 cannabinoid receptor binding. Gene Ontology annotation, cellular component: plasma membrane. Gene Ontology annotation, biological process: negative regulation of signaling receptor activity.
AUGGGGGACCUGCCGGGUCUCGUGCGCCUCUCCAUCGCGCUGCGCAUCCAGCCCAACGACGGCCCGGUCUUCUUCAAGGUGGACGGCCAGCGCUUCGGCCAGAACCGCACCAUCAAGCUGCUCACCGGCUCUUCCUACAAGGUGGAGGUGAAGAUUAAGCCCACCACGCUGCAGGUCGAGAACAUUUCCAUUGGUGGUGUGGUUGUCCCACUGGAGCUGAAGUCUAAAGAGCCUGAUGGGGACAGAAUUGUUUAUACGGGCACAUAUGACACAGAAGGUGUGGCCCCAACCAAGAGUGGAGAACGGCAACCCAUCCAGAUCACAAUGCCGUUCACUGACAUUGGGACCUUCGAGACAGUAUGGCAAGUCAAGUUCUACAAUUACCACAAGCGAGAUCACUGCCAAUGGGGAAGCCCGUUCUCUGUCAUUGAGUAUGAAUGCAAGCCCAAUGAGACACGCAGCCUCAUGUGGGUGAACAAGGAGUCCUUCCUCUGAAGAUGGCUCUUUCUGAUGUUGCUGGACAAUCUCUUCAAAAAUCAACUUUCGGAUAACCCAGCGCAAGCCUUCACCAAGGCACACGACACCGUUGAUGUUUCCCAUCGGGUGCCGUUGACCUACUGGCCCCAAUUAUUUUGAAAGUGUAAUUCCCUUCUGAUGCCAUGUCCCUGACAUAAAAAAUCGUGAUGUACCAUCUCUGAGACGAUCCUUUGCUGUGUUCUGUGUUGGUGUUCCUGCAUCCAGUUGUUCCUGGUCAUGCUGUUGACCGCUUCUGAGGAGCUCAGUGGAACUGGCAGACGUAUCC